This is a messenger RNA of Dreissena polymorpha, 2178 nucleotides long. RefSeq lists its product as uncharacterized. The transcript has 5 exons. The record is from RefSeq and is a predicted model, not a curated record. NCBI's taxonomy places the organism in Eukaryota, Metazoa, Mollusca, Bivalvia, Myida, Dreissenidae. The coding region runs from base 1 to 1512 and encodes 503 amino acids.
AUGUCAAGGAAAACAACUUCAUUUGGAUUGCCUGUUAUGUUGAAGAAUGAAAGUAAAUAUGAAGACUGUGUGCAAAUCAUGGAUGGAUAUGAAAAAUAUCUGCAAGAAUGGUAUACAAAGGCUGGUAGAUCGGAUGACCUGGUUAGCCUCAUGGUUCCAGUGGGUGGUGACCAAUUAACAAGAGUGCGACUGGAUGGGGCAAAGAGCUUGCGACUUGGUGCUCAUACCAAGGAAGAACGAUUUGAAAACCUCUGCCCUGUUGUGGUUGAGAUGUUUCAUAUGCAGAUGGAUUUUCUCCAUAAAACCGUCUUGAAGUUUUUUAAAAAGUCAUCUGGUCGAGACGUUGGGACCCUGUAUAACCUUAAAACACACAUUCAAAGGACAAAUGUGAAUGGCAAUGUUAAAAGUCGUUUUAAGGCACACGAGGACUUUGUGCUUCUUGUUGGAAAGGCCUUUAUACAAGAGGCAGCUGUUGAGUACUUUGGUAUGGAGUCAUUUGACAGCACACCAACACGUAACAUCCCUGAGGGAAAUAUUAGCCGCAGCCAUCUUCCAAAACGGCUUCAAGAAUUCAAGAAGGCAAUGGACGGACUAAUGGAACUUCUUUGUGCUCCAUUAAGUUUUGAUGAAGUGGAAAGCCAGAGUAAAGUGCCUGUAUUAGUUUCGGGUCAUCGCAUUGAAGUUCCUGUUAAAAAUGAGAACAUAGCCAUCAAUGUUCAGCACAGGGGUCAGCUUUUAAAGAUUAAUGUGCCAUUGAAAAUGAUUCAGAAUCAAUCAAGUGUGAAAAUAAUGUUUGGGGAAACUGCAUUUGAGGUGUCUUUGGUGAAGGAAGACGAGUUCCAGAAUUAUGUACUAAAUUUUCUGCAGCACUAUUUUGUGCUGCUAAACUUAAAAGAUACUAUUCGUGAAGGUGAUAUCUUUCGAUUGAACAAUAUCUUGAAACUAGCAAUGCCUUUCUUCUUUAAUCAUUCAUCCAUGUCUAAAUACUUAGUUGAAUGCAUUGACUAUGUACUAAAAACAGAAAUCAUUAUGCCUCCAAAACUAGGAAUGCAAGUGCGGACUGCUUCAUUUGUAAAUUUGAAGGGUAGACAAGCAAAAAAUAAAGCAGCAGAUAUGGAGAAGGAAAAUCAAGUUAAGGAAAUAAAAGACCUCAUACGUGGACUUGGAUCAAACAAAACUGAGCAGGCUAUCGUCAAAGUGACCGCCGCAGCUCCUGUAAUUAAGGAAAUAGUUAAUAAAUUAGAUGGUCAAAUUGGUUAUAUAGACAGGACAUCAGUGCAUAAAAAACGUUCCGAAAAUGAUGAUCUACUUAUGAUUGCAAAAGUCCUGCGGGAAGUAAGACCUUUCGUUAAGAUCGAUGGCAGGAAAGUAGAUGAGAGUGUAAGGAUGAAAGCCGCAGUGUUCCUGGACCUGAAAGGCAAACACGUGACUUUCAAUGAGCAUGUAUUAAACACAGCCUUGAGGCUAAGAAGAGGUUUACCAAUGCCUGAAGAAAAUGAGGACGCUGAAUGAGGGACUGCUGUUGAAGGCAAGGUCUUGACCAGUAUGAUGCAUCCUACUUUUAUUGGGUUUGAAAAACCGGGAAGUUUUUAAAAAUUCAUUUUGCUGCUACUUUGCUUUUUUACGUGAAAUAAGGAUACAUGUAUUCGUUUUUAUAAAAUCUUACAUAUCAUUUAGUAAAUAAUGUAGCAAAGGUGGUCUAGCUUCCAACAUAUUUAUAUUUAUUUUUGUGUGUAUAUGAAACAGGUAGCAAAACAAAUUUGAUCCCAUGUUUAGUGCACACAGGUUCUUUCGUUUUCCUGUGCUUGAAUGGAAACCACACACUUUCCUGAACAUUUAAGACAGAGUGUUAAAUGAGUUAGUGUUUAAUAUAAGAUAACCGUUUUACCAACAAUGGCCAUGCAUGAAGAAAAAAAACAUUUACUCACAAUAGUUUUUUAGUAUAGACACUCAUAUUGCUUCCAGUCUGUGUAAAAACAGGUUUCCACAGCAGUUUAUGUUUUUUGAAAUUUCUUAUUAUUGUGUUGUUUUGUGUCAGCGCCAACAACUUAAUAUAUCUUAAAACUGAGAUUUUGUUGUUUAAUGGUACUGUUGCUUUUGAAAGGUUAAUAUAAUUUCUGUUUGAAACCAUUCCAUAAAUUGAGUUUUAACAACAGGCUUUUAUCACUUUUCGGUGUA